AUGUGGUUAUGUGCUAGGUCAUGCUAUGGACCACCAUCUAUUUUGCUCAGUCCGCUGGCAAGUGAGGGAGCCACUGCGCUGGCAGUCAAACAAAUAUCGACUUCUCUGUUCGAAGAUGAAUGUCCAACUUGCACACUUCUUUGCACACUGAAAUCAACCAGAAUCAAGCACAAACACACACCCGACAUACUCCUCAACUUGAACACCAUGCUGAUAUCGCCGAUGUUGGUGAUACUCGCUCUCCUCUUCACCUUAGUCCAAGCCGACCCUCCCAAGCCCCCAAAUCUCUGCUUUUACAAGCAGAGAGGCGAAUCUGGCUGCGAUACCAGCCAGCCGUACUUUUGCUGCGAAGGCCUCGAGCGGGGCCGAUGCUGUCGAGGCCCUCCUCAGGGUUUCUGUGGCUGCAUGGAUGCCAGUCCUCUUUCGCGCGAGGGCCCGGUCACUCACGACUCCGUCAUAUUCUAUCAAACAAGUAACGGCAAGAAUCCGAUCGAUGACAGAACCUACGCGGCCCGGAUCAAUAACGACAAAAAGACUUCCCCAAUCCCGCAAAGCCCGCUCAAUGAGUGCAGCAUUCGAGCGGUAGUCGGCAGUAAUGACAAAGAAAUACCGUUUCCAAGGGAAGGCCCCCUCCGUAACGUCAUCCAACGGAAGCGAGCAGCCCCCAAAACACCGCCUGCGAACGACUGCUGGUGGCCUGACGUCGUUUACUACAAGCCACCAGGCAGUGGGCAGAAGUCCAGCAAAGUGCCACCAGAAAUGAUGAACGAGGUCGCUGGAAUGUUGGAUAGGCAAGAAUGGGAUGCCAUGGAACAAUUCAGAGCCACGCACGAAACCUUGCAAUGGAGGGUGGACGAUGCGAGGCAUUCAAGCGAUGACGAUGAUGCUACCACACUGGUCGGCAGCGGAUCUGAUGGUGAUCGAAGCAUUGGUAGUGGGAGUAAUCGAUAA
Messenger RNA from Zasmidium cellare ATCC 36951, 951 nucleotides. RefSeq lists its product as uncharacterized. The coding region runs from base 1 to 951 and encodes 316 amino acids. NCBI's taxonomy places the organism in Eukaryota, Fungi, Ascomycota, Dothideomycetes, Mycosphaerellales, Mycosphaerellaceae. The record is from RefSeq and is a predicted model, not a curated record. The transcript has 3 exons.